AAACUGCUUCCUUUUUCCCAUUCUUUCUCUUCAGUCUUCACUGCUCUCUCUCUCUCUCUCUCUCUCGUAUCUCAACUCCAUAGGAGGAGAAGGAGGAGGAGGAGGAGGAGGAGGAGGAGGUCCUCCAUUAUUGUUGCUAAAGGUUUUGUUUCCAAGAACCAUCCAUUCUCCAAAAUCCAGUGCAAAGUCUCAGACAACAGCAAGAGCCAAAGUUCGUUGAUGUUUGGCUCCAAAGCAGUCCAUGAGAUCCUGCUGAAACUUUCAAUUGCUUACCAUUUCGUAAACCAUGAUGAGAUACCAGACUGUGAGCACUGAAUGCAUUCCACUGAGCAUUGGCAAGAAGCCCUUGCUGAAAGCCUGCAAAGAAGACGACCUCGUUAGCAACAAUGGCGGCGGCCGAGCCUUUGAUCCCAAGCCUUUGAGAGCAAGCCAAGACCACCAGCAUCAGCAUGAGCCUCUACUCCCAGAACCGGAGAGAUCUCCGGUCUCCGUGCCAAAGACUCAGAACGAGAGCAACGGCGACGUCUUGCUCCAGUGGGGGCGUAGGAAGAGAACUAGGCUCUCGCGGGCUGAGAGCCGACCUGCGCCGGAGGAUGACCAUGAGUCUGAGUCCUCACGCCCUCCGAUCAAAGUUCGGCGAAGGUCAGCCGCCGGGUCGAAUAGGUUAGGGGCUGCGGCGGCGAUGCCUCCGCCACCACCGCCUCCGUCUUUUGGCCGUCUAAGGCCUUCUCCCCCUUCUCUUCUUCCUCACAGGAUUACUGAUCAUGCAAGCAGUUCAUCAAGGCCAGAGAAGAGACCAUCAGCACUGCAACAAGAGAAGAGUUCAAAGAUGGCAAUUGGUGACAUCUCCUUGAAUUCUGAAACCUCUUGUCCACCAAAAUCAAACAGAGAAACUGUAGAUAUUGCUGGGGCAAGCACCACUACAACCAAUGAAUGGCCAAGAAUUCUCAUAGCUCUUUCUAGGAAGGAAAAGGAAGAUGAUUUCCUUGUUAUGAAGGGCACCAAACUCCCCCAAAGACCCAAGAAAAGACCGAAAAACAUAGAGAAAACUCUUCAGUAUUGUUUCCCUGGACUCUGGCUUUCUGAGUUGACAAGAGGAAGGUAUGAAGUCAGGGAAAGGAAAUGUGUCAAAAAGAAGAAGAGAGGCCUGAAGGGGAUGGAGAGUAUGGACAGUGAUUCUGAAUAGCAAGACUCUGCAAUUGCCAACACUUUCUAUUGCUUGUCUCUUACUGUUUUUUUUUUUUUACCUUUUCUUUUCUUUUCUUCUCUUUCUUGAUGCUGAUGUGCCUAGUAAAUUUAAUUU
Molecule: messenger RNA, 1303 nt
Organism: Dioscorea cayenensis subsp. rotundata (Guinea yam)
Lineage: Eukaryota; Viridiplantae; Streptophyta; Magnoliopsida; Dioscoreales; Dioscoreaceae
Exons: 5
Coding region: 287-1186 (299 amino acids)
Source: RefSeq, a predicted model, not a curated record